GCCAGCGAGCGAGCAAGCGAGAGAGAAGAGAGAGAGGGGGGCCUGAAAGGCGAAAAGACACCGUGCCUCCGUUUCCAGCAUGUGCUGAACAUUUGUCAGACGUGAGAGUGGAUAUCCCACUCAUCAGAGAAACAGCUUUAUCGCUUUCAGACUAAAUGAAUGGGUGAGAUUUCCCUGGGAGCGGUUAAUAUGAAUUUAGCAGACACCCUGUGGCUCUUGCAGUCUCUUCUGCUGAGCUGGGUGGCAGCAGGCACGGAGCCCACCACAGACACAUCAGUCAAGCCUGCAGAGAACAUAACAGAGGGCCAAGGCCAGGCUGUGAGCCAAGGUCAAUACAAAUGUCUUGAGCUGUCCAACAAAGACCGACUGCACAACAGAACCGGUGUGUAUUGUAGUCCUUUGUGGGAUGGCCUGUUGUGCUGGGAAGAGACACCAGCUGACACAAAUUUAACCCAGAACUGUCCAGAUUAUCCUGACAUGGACCCCACUGAAAAAGUGACAAAAUAUUGUGAUGAAUGGGGUAAUUGGGUCCAGAGUUCCCCCAUUAAUAUGGCUGGAUCCAACUGUCAACCGAACUCCAAGGACAAAUUAAAGGUUUCGGAGCACACCGCAGUAGAAACCACCACUGAGGCCAAAGUCUAUCCCAUGGUUGAAAUGGUGCAGAAGCAAAUUCUCGACGUCCAAUACAAGUGCUUUGAAAAAAUGAACCGAGAUCCACCUUACAACAAAACAGGGCUUUAUUGCAGUCGUAACUGGGAUGGCUGGCUGUGCUGGGACGAUACCCCAGCGGGGACCUACGCCUCACAGAACUGCCCCAAUUAUUUUGUCGACUUUGACUCCACAGAGAAAGCUACUAAGUAUUGUGAGGAGCACGGGCAGUGGUUUCGCCACCCGUACACCAACAGGACUUGGUCAAACUACACACUCUGCAACGCUAACACUAAAGAGAAGUUGAAGUCAGCGUACAUCCUGUACUACAUGGCAAUUGUGGGUCACGCUUUGUCCAUAGCCUCGCUGCUCAUCUCUCUGGCCAUCUUCUUCUACUUCAGGAGUCUGAGCUGCCAAAGGAUCACACUGCACAAGAACCUCUUCUGUUCCUAUGUGCUCAACUCUGCCCUCACCCUCAUCUACCUCAUCGGUGUGGUCAGCAAUCCUGAAGUAGUGGGCAGAAACCCGGUAGGCUGUAAGGUGUUGCACUUCUUUCAUAUGUACAUGCUGGGUUGCAACUACUUCUGGAUGCUAUGCGAAGGCAUUUACCUGCAUACGCUCAUCGUGGUGGCCGUCUUUGCAGAGGAGCAGCAUCUUCAUUGGUAUUACCUCCUGGGCUGGGGGUUUCCGCUAGUGCCCGCAUCCAUCCAUGCUGUGGCAAGAAAGAAAUAUUUUGAUGACAACUGUUGGAUGAGUGUGGAAACCCAUCUGCUCUACGUGGUCCAUGGACCCAUCAUGGCAGCGCUUCUUGUGAACUUGUUCUUCUUGCUGAAUAUUGUUCGAGUGCUGGUUACCAAGCUGAGGGACACUCACCGGGCUGAGUCCAACAUGUAUAUGAAGGCAGUGAGAGCAACCCUGAUCCUGGUGCCGCUGCUUGGGAUUCAGUUCGUUAUCUUCCCCUGGAGGCCGGAGAACCGUCUAGCUGGGGAGGUCUACGACUACAUCAUGCACAUCCUCAUGCACUACCAGGGUUUACUGGUGGCAACAAUAUUCUGCUUCUUCAAUGGGGAGGUGCAGGCAGCUCUAAAGAGACAAUGGAUGCAGUACAAGACCCAAUGGGGCCAGAGACGACGGGAACACUGCUCCAUGCGCUCCACCUCCUACACAGCCACCUCCAUCACAGAGGUGCCGGCCUGCAUGUACCACCAUGACUGUAAUAGCGAACACUUGAACGGACGCCACGCGGAGGACUCUGAGCUAGUGGCGCUAAAAACAGGAGAGACGUACGCUUGA
Lampris incognitus (smalleye Pacific opah) is the source of this 1941-nucleotide messenger RNA. It is a transcript of the gene calcr, whose product is annotated as calcitonin receptor. Lineage: Eukaryota; Metazoa; Chordata; Actinopteri; Lampriformes; Lampridae. The transcript is spliced from 16 exons. Gene Ontology annotation, cellular component: plasma membrane; axon. Bases 160 to 1941 code for a protein of 593 amino acids. Gene Ontology annotation, biological process: positive regulation of cytosolic calcium ion concentration; adenylate cyclase-activating G protein-coupled receptor signaling pathway; cell surface receptor signaling pathway. Gene Ontology annotation, molecular function: calcitonin receptor activity; amylin receptor activity. The record is from RefSeq and is a predicted model, not a curated record.